UAACUUUGGAGAAAGGAAGCCAUUGCUCUUCCGUCUCGAUUAUAUUUCGCUUCUGUUUCUUCUUCAAUCUACUCUUCUUCUCCCACCGAGAGAAAGUGGAUAUUAUCGGUUUACCUCUCGCCUGCUCGAGAUGGCUCUCCUCCGAUCCUAUUCUUGUGCAUCAUCUGGGAUGGGUGUCGCUAAUCAGUGCAAAGACACAUUCUUAGAGCUUCAGAGGAAGAAAACACAUCGAUAUGUUAUUUUCAAAAUUGAUGAGAAGCUAAAGGAGGUUGUUGUUGAGAAGACUGGUGGCACUGCAGAGAGCUACAAUGAUUUUGUGUCUUCACUACCCGAAAAUGAUUGCAGAUAUGCCAUCUAUGAUUUUGACUUUGUUACCCAAGAAAAUUGCCAGAAGAGCAAGAUAUUCUUCAUUGCUUGGUCCCCAUCCAUGUCUCGAAUUCGAGCCAAGAUGCUUUAUGCAACAUCCAAGGCUCUAUUCAGGCAGGAGCUUGAUGGAGUCCACUACGAGAUUCAGGCGACAGAUCCUACUGAAAUGGACAUUGAGGUUAUCAGAGACCGAGCACAUUGAAUCAGACUGCAUAAACUUUCCUGGAGCCCUACGUUUUCUGCCACUUAUGAAUCAGCCCCUGACCAUAUUCUGUGGGCUGAGGAAUGGCUGAAUUCAAUUUGAACAGCAUUCUUGAACAUUACAGAUGAAUGCAGCGUUUUUGUGCUGCUUGAAUGUGUUUGUAUUUGAUGGAUAUGGACUGGGUUUUGAACCUGAAAAAAGUACUCUUUUUAUCUCUACAUUUCUACUC
Dendrobium catenatum is the source of this 797-nucleotide messenger RNA. Its product is annotated as actin-depolymerizing factor 11-like. The record is from RefSeq and is a predicted model, not a curated record. Gene Ontology annotation, cellular component: cytoplasm; actin cytoskeleton. Gene Ontology annotation, biological process: actin filament depolymerization. The transcript is spliced from 3 exons. The coding region runs from base 131 to 568 and encodes 145 amino acids. NCBI's taxonomy places the organism in Eukaryota, Viridiplantae, Streptophyta, Magnoliopsida, Asparagales, Orchidaceae. Gene Ontology annotation, molecular function: actin filament binding.